Priapulus caudatus is the source of this 744-nucleotide messenger RNA. Its product is annotated as protein trapped in endoderm-1-like. Gene Ontology annotation, biological process: G protein-coupled receptor signaling pathway. Gene Ontology annotation, molecular function: G protein-coupled receptor activity. Lineage: Eukaryota; Metazoa; Priapulida; Priapulimorpha; Priapulimorphida; Priapulidae. The record is from RefSeq and is a predicted model, not a curated record. Bases 1 to 744 code for a protein of 247 amino acids. The transcript is spliced from 2 exons. Gene Ontology annotation, cellular component: membrane.
AUGGUCGUGGAGUCUGUCAUCGCGUCCGAUCUAUCGGACUGGCGCUACAACAUCAGCGCGUACAACGCGUCGGCCGGUGCGAACAAUGGCGCCACCGUCGUGCUCUACUCUGCGGCACUGUGUCACGUGGCGUUGUUCUUCUGCGUGCUCUACGUCGUUGUCGGCGUGCCUUGCAACCUGCUGACGGUUGCCGCACUGCUGCGCUCGCGUCCGCUGCGCACCAGCAGCACCAACCAGCUCGUAGUCAACCUAGCCAUCGCCGACCUCAUCUUCUGCGCCGUCAGCCUGCCCGUGCAGGCGACGCGCUACGUGCGCCGUGCCUGGACGCUCGGCGCCGCCCUCUGCCGGGCCUUCCCGCUCGUUUUCUACGGCAACCUGGCCGUGUCGAUAAUGACGAUGAUGAUGAUCGCCGUCAAUCGCUAUCUCGUCGUCGUGCACGGCGCCCUCUACCGGCGCGCGUGCGCCGGCGGCGGCGCCACGGCGGCAGCGAUCGUCUUCUGCUGGGCGUUCGCCGGCGCAAUGCUGAUGCCGACGUACGCCGGCGCGUGGGGCGAGUUCGGAUACGUCGCCGAGACGUUCUCUUGUUCGUUUCUCGCGAAGGACGGCCGCGACGCUCAGCCGUACCUCUUCACUAUCGGCGUCGGCGUGCCGCUCGCCGUCAUCGUGCCCUGCUACGCGCGCAUCAUCGCCGUCGCGCGCGCGGUGUGCCACCUGUCGAUAACGAUCCGCGUCAAUCUCGGAUAG